Molecule: messenger RNA, 4926 nt
Organism: Medicago truncatula (barrel medic)
Lineage: Eukaryota; Viridiplantae; Streptophyta; Magnoliopsida; Fabales; Fabaceae
Product: disease resistance protein RPV1
Exons: 9
Coding region: 49-3885 (1278 amino acids)
Biological process (GO): signal transduction; defense response
Molecular function (GO): ATP hydrolysis activity; ADP binding
Source: RefSeq, a predicted model, not a curated record
UGUUGAAUUCUUGUUCGAAAUUCCAUAUUCACUUCACACUAAACUUUCAUGGCUUCUGUCCCCAAAGCAUUCACCUAUGAUGUGUUCCUUAGCUUUCGAGGUGAGGAUACUCGCUACGGUUUCACUGGAAAUCUAUGGAAAGCUCUCCAUGACAAAGGAGUCCGUACUUUCAUGGACGACGAGGAGCUUCAAAAAGGUGAAGAAAUCACACCAUCACUCAUCAAAGCCAUUGAAAAUUCCAACAUGGCCAUCGUUGUUCUUUCCAAGAAUUAUGCUUCUUCUUCCUUUUGCUUAAAAGAACUUUCUAAGAUCCUUGAGGUGGGUCUUUUUGUUUUGCCAGUUUUCUACAAGGUGGAUCCUUCCGAUGUACGAAAGUUAGAAAAGAGUUAUGGAGAAGCCAUGGAUAAACAUAAGGCCAGCUCUAAUCUGGAUAAAUGGAAGAUGUCUCUUCACCAAGUUGCCAAUUUGUCAGGUUUUCAUUACAAGAAAAGGGAUGGGUAUGAGCACGAGUUUAUUGGGAAGAUUGUUGAACAAGUCUUAAGAAAUAUAAAACCCGUUGCCUUACCUAUUGGUGACUACCUAGUUGGACUGGAGCACCAAAAGCAACACGUGACUUCACUUUUGAAUGUUGGAUCUGAUGAUGCAAUCCAUAUGGUAGGGAUCCAUGGGAUUGGUGGAAUAGGGAAAACUACUCUUGCUCUAGAAGUUUAUAACUCUAUUGUCUGUCAAUUUCAAGGUUCCUGUUUUCUUGAAAAAGUAAGAGAAAAUUCAGACAAAAAUGGGUUGAUAUAUCUCCAAAAGAUCCUUUUGUCUCAAAUUUUUGGAGAGAAGAACAUUGAGUUAACAAGUGUUGGACAAGGAAUUUCCAUGUUACGACAAAGGCUCCACCAAAAGAAGAUUCUUUUGCUUCUAGAUGAUGUUGACAAUUUGGAGCAAUUAGAGGCCAUUGCUGGAAGAUCCGUUUGGUUUGGUCCAGGAAGUAGAGUCAUCAUUACGACUCGGGACAAAAGGUUGCUAACAAGGCAUGAGAUUGAAAUAACAUAUGAGGUGAAUGGAUUGAAUGAUGAAGAUGCUUUUGACUUGAUACGGUGGAAAGCUUUAAAAAACAAAUAUAGUCCAAGCUAUAAAGAUAUAUUAUUUGUUACAAAGUAUGGAAGAGAAUUAAUGGAUAUGAACGACAAGGUUUUUUCAGGUUAUGUGCAUGUUUUAAAACGUGCGGUAGCAUAUGCUUCUGGCCUUCCACUCGCUUUGGAAGUCAUAGGUUCUCACUUUUUUAAUAAGACAAUAGAGGAAUGUAAAUGUGCACUAGAUCGUUAUGAAAGGGUUCCUGAUAAAAAGAUCCAAACGACACUGCAACUGAGCUUUAAUGCUUUGCAAGAAGAAGAAAAGUCUGUUUUUCUUGACAUUGCUUGUUGCUUCAAAGGAUGGAAAUUGAAAAGAGUCGAAGAAAUACUUCAUGCCCAUCAUGGUGAUAUCAUGAAAGAUCACAUUAAUGCAUUAGUGGAAAAAUCUCUCAUAAAAGUAAGCGAGUCUGGUAAUCUGACAUUACACGAUUUGGUAGAGGAUAUGGGGAAAGAAAUUGUUAGACAAGAGUCACCAGAAAAUCCUGGAAAACGCAGUAGGCUAUGGUCCUCUAAAGAUAUCAUUCGAGUCUUGGAAGAAAAUACAGGAACAAGUAAAAUUGAAAUCAUAUAUUUCGACCGUUGGAUUAGAGUAGAAUGGGAUGGAGAAGCUUUCAAGAAGAUGGAAAAUCUCAAAACACUCAUUUUUAGUAAUGAUGUUUUCUUUUCUAAAAAUCCCAAACAUCUUCCAAAUAGUCUAAGAGUGUUGGAAUGUCGAUAUCACAAGUAUCAUUCAUCAGAUUUCCAUGUGCAUGAUGAUAGAUGCCAUUUUUUCAUUCACCCUCCAUCAAAUCCAUUUGAGUGGAAGGGCUUUUUCACAAAGAAGUUCGAGAAUAUGAGAGUUUUAAAUCUUGAUCAUAGUGAAGGUUUAGCAGAAAUACCUAAUAUAUCUGGUCUCCCAAAUUUAGAAGAAUUUUCAAUUCAAAAUGGUGAGAAAGUAAUUGCAAUUGAUAAAUCGAUUGGUUUUUUGGGUAAACUUAAAAUCUUUAGAAUUAUAAGUUGUGCCGAAAUCCGGAGUGUUCCACCUCUCAGUUUGGCUUCACUGGAAGAAAUAGAAUUUUCACAUUGUUAUAGCCUAGAAAGCUUUCCUCUCAUGGUGAAUAGAUUUCUUGGUAAACUUAAAAUCUUAAGGGUUAUAAAUUGUACCAAAAUCAAAAUUAUUCCAUCACUCAUUUUACCUUCUCUAGAAGAACUUGAUCUUUCAGAUUGUACUGGUCUUGAGAGUUUUCCACCUUUGGUAGAUGGGUUUGGUGAUAAGCUUAAAACCAUGAGUGUUAGAGGUUGCAUCAAUAUAAGGAGUAUUCCAACUCUCAUGUUAGCUUCUCUAGAAGAACUUGAUCUUUCAGAUUGUAUUAGUCUUGAGAGUUUUCCAAUAGUGGAGGAUGGGUUUCUCGGAAAACUAAAAACCUUGCUUCUUAAAAAUUGUCAUAAUCUCAAGAGUAUUCCACCUCUCAUGUUGGAUUCACUAGAAACACUUGACCUUUCAAAUUGUUAUAAUCUCGAGAGUUUUCCACUUGUGGUAGACGGGUUUCUUGGAAAACUUAAAACCCUUCUUGUUGGAAGUUGUCACAAACUCAGGAGUAUUCCACCUCUCAAGUUGGAUUCACUAGAAAAACUUGACCUUUCAUAUUGUUGUAGUCUCGAGAGUUUUCUAUCUGUGGAGGAUGGGUUGCUGGAUAAACUGAAAUUCUUGAAUAUUGAAUGUUGUGUCAUGCUUAGGAAUAUCCCAUGGCUCAAGUUGACUUCUUUGGAACAUUUCAAUCUUUCAUGUUGUUAUAGUCUUGAUCUUGAGAGUUUUCCAGAUAUAUUGGGAGAGAUGAGAAAUAUACCAGGACUCCUAUUGGAUGAAACUACCAUAGAAGAGUUGCCAUUUCCAUUUCAAAAUCUUACCCAGCUUCAAACAUUUCAUCCAUGUAACUGUGAAUAUGUUUACGUACCAAGUAGCAUGUCAAAACUGGCUGAAUUUACCAUCAUGAAUGAAAGGAUGUCAAAAGUGGCUGAAUUUACCAUCCAGAAUGAAGAAAAAGUGUACGCAAUCCAAUCUGCACAUGUAAAGUAUAUUUGCAUCAGGGACUGCAAACUUUCAGAUGAAUAUCUGUCACUAAAUCUCAUGUUGUUUGCUAAUGUGAAAGAAUUACACCUAACUAACAUUCAAUUCACAGUUCUUCCUAAAUCUAUUGAAAAAUGUCAUUUUUUGUGGAAACUCGUUUUGGAUGAUUGCAAGGAUCUUCAGGAAAUUAAAGGGAAUCCUCCAAGCUUAAAAAUGUUAUCUGCACUAAAUUGCAUAUCGUUGACUUCUUCAUGCAAAAGCAUAUUAGUAAAGCAGGAAUUACAUGAGGAUGGAAACACUUGGUUCCGUUUGCCACAGACAAAGAUUCCAGAGUGGUUCGACCACCAAAGCGAGGCAGGAUUGUCAAUUUCUUUCUGGUUUCUUAACAAGUUUCCUGCCAUAGCUCUCUGUGUAGUUUCUCCAUUGACAUGGUAUCGUUCUCAACAUUGUGUUAGAGUGGUCAUCAACGGAGAUACAUUUUUCUAUACACAUGGUUCGAAGAUUGGUGCAAAAUCACAGGCGGAUACGUAUCAUUUGCAUCUUUUCCAUAUGCAAACGGAAAACUUCAAUGAUAAUAUGGAUAAAUCACUUUUAGAAAAUAAGUGGAACCAUGCAAAGGUUUACUUUGGAUUCAAAUUCCAUAAAAGUGGAAUCCAUGUAUUGAAAGCUAAAAGUAACAUGAAGGAUAUUCGAUUCAGCGACCCAGGGAGUUGAUGCUAACAUUGUGUUACACUCGGGAUGUUGUACCCUCCUAUCAUAUCACUAGAGAGCACAUUCAAAAGAUAAUGGUGGAAGCUUUGAUUACUCUUUUGGGCUCUUUCUAUUAUGCUGAAGAAUGGAUCCAAAAGCAUGUGAUGAAUCAGUGAAAGAUUCUUCAGAUUUCAAGUCUGAGAAGAAGAUUCUCCACACAGUUGAUAAAUCAAUUGCAUGUCCAACUCCAAAGAAGAAGACUGAACUAUUAUAACCCUUCAAUCACAAGGAUCUGCAAAACCUGCUUCCAUAAAUGUAUGAAAUUUAACCAAGUUCAACAUUUUUCCAACUUUUCAAAAUAUUUGCAAGAAAGUUGAAGUUCUUGCUAAGAAACUUCUCUUAUGCUCAUCUAGCGCAGAUGAAGUAUAUACUUCCCAAAGGUAUAGAAAUUGAAAAGGCGGUUGUUGUUGAUAAGAAGAGCUUGUGCAUGAAGCCGGAUUUGAAGAUCACCUUGGUAUUUGAAGUUGUAGAUCACUUUGAACAGUCUGCUGAUUUGGCUUUUACACAAUAUUCUAAUUCCAGGCUGAUUAAUUUCUUUAAUCUGCAUCUUCAGAAAGAGGAAAGCUGAAGGAAUCAUUGUCCAUGAGUACAUAAGAUCUCCCUUCCACAUUCUGUUAGCCGCGCUGAAGCCCUGAUUUAAAAAUUGUCUCUUGUACGGAUAAUUUGAUGACACACACACAUGCACAGUCACUACCUGAGAGAUUGUUGCUCGGUUCUGAUGCUAAGCUUCAGAAAAUGAAUGCCCAAAAGUCUGCGUCGUGUUUUAGGCAUGCAAAAAGAGUGCUCCACUUUACACUCACAGAAGGCACUUCACAAUAGAGUAUACAUGUCUAAACUUAGCAGAGGAUGUUCUGAGGACUUUUAAUCUUUUGAUUCUGUCUCCUCACCUCAGGUAGACGAGAACCUUGGUCAUUCUUUUCAGAAAAUCAAUGUAGAUCAACAUUCUUUGAAUGCAUUGGAUAACAAUCCUUCAUCAUUGGUGGAACUGGUUAAUGUGAUUGAUUC